ACCUAAGCUCUGUCUCUGAAGCCAGCGGCUCUUCUUCGUUCUUCCUCACAGUCCAAUUCAAUCACAUUCAAACAAACAAUACGAACGACCCUUUUGACGGAUCUCUCUAAAGCUCAAAGUUUUCAAACUUUCUGCAUUAUUUCUUCUUUAUAAAACCCUGUACUUUUCUUUUCAUUUCAUUUCACACCCAAAUGGCUUCCUCCUCGACCUCUCGCGCAGCUUCCGCUUUUUCUUCCUCUGCUCUCUCCAAACCCCCCUCCGCUUUUCUCCAUUAUUACCAUUCCGCUACUCUUUCUUUCCCUUUCUCUGCUAAACCCACAGGGCUCAGGCUCUCCAACAAGGGUUCUUUAAAAUAUUCAGCUUUGGCCAAAGCCCAAUUGAAUGAGGUGAGUUUCUUUCAAUCAUUUUCAUUAGAGGAUCCAUUUUCAAAUUUUCGUUCCUUCCUGGACAUGCUUUUGGGAUCAUCUGUUGCCUCCAAGGUUGCUAUUGCGGGAUCAUCAAAUGCUGUAGCCAUGCCUCCAACGGAAUCAGAAGUAGCAAGAGCAGAAAUGAAAGAUGCUAAGCCAUCAAAUGAGCCUUCUUCAGCAACUUCGGCUACAGAGGAGUCAAUUUCAGAGUUUAUCACUCAAGUUGCAAGUCUUGUUAAGCUUGUUGAUUCCAGAGAUAUAAUGGAGUUGCAGUUGAAACAACUCGACUGUGAACUAAUUAUCCGGAAAAAAGAGGCCUUGCUGCCACCUUCAUCACCUGCUCCCACUGAUAUGAUGCAUGCACCUGCCUCACCACCUGUAAUGUCGAUGGCCCCACCUGCACCUGCCCCUAUGCCUGCUGCAUCUGCUCCAUCUGCAACUCCAUCCCCGUCAACUCCUCCUCCUCCUGCCAAAUCGCCUAAGUCUUCACUUCCAUCUCUUAAAUGUCCCAUGGCAGGUACAUUCUAUAGGAGUCCAGCACCUGGUGAACCGCCAUUUGUAAAGGUUGGAGACAAAGUACAGAAGGGACAGGUCUUAUGCAUCAUCGAGGCCAUGAAAUUGAUGAAUGAAAUAGAAGCUGAUCAAUCAGGAACCAUAGUUGAGGUGCUCGUAGAAGACAGAAAGCCGGUCAGCAUGGAUACACCUCUGUUCGUGAUCGAACCUUAGAGUUAUCAAGCGGGCAAGUUAAUGAAUCGAGUAAAGACUAAAGGGCACACUCUGUUCACGGUAAUGCUUGUCAGUCGCGGCAAUGUUUUGUUUUGAUGAGUUGAUAGAUAGAAUGAGAAUGACUGAUUUGUAUUUUUCAUAUUUGGAGUAUUCUCAUAACAAUCCGACAACUUAAAUUAAAUUUUAAAUCUAGAAAAAAAAAAAAAAACCCUUGCGGAUGUUGUUCAUCCUGA
This is a messenger RNA of Mangifera indica (mango), 1366 nucleotides long. RefSeq names its product biotin carboxyl carrier protein of acetyl-CoA carboxylase, chloroplastic-like. The record is from RefSeq and is a predicted model, not a curated record. Gene Ontology annotation, molecular function: acetyl-CoA carboxylase activity. The transcript is spliced from 6 exons. Gene Ontology annotation, biological process: fatty acid biosynthetic process. NCBI's taxonomy places the organism in Eukaryota, Viridiplantae, Streptophyta, Magnoliopsida, Sapindales, Anacardiaceae. Gene Ontology annotation, cellular component: acetyl-CoA carboxylase complex. The coding region runs from base 192 to 1133 and encodes 313 amino acids.